UCGAUGGGUGCGCAGACCGCGGUCGUGCGCAGUUCAAACCUCAUUCUGCGUGUCGCCCGCGGUCACGGACGUUCAAGCUACACCUCCCACCACCUCCCUCGGACAAACAGCAUCGCCGCACCGCACAGACCAAAGCACAGCAAGGCAAACGAGGGUUCCUCUGUUCUCUCGACUCAUUAGCGUGCAGUACGGAACAACGGGCAGGAUGAUUGCGAGCCUGGACCAGUUUGUGGAUGAGAAGCAGUGGCAGGAGGUUGUGGAGGAGAUUCAGCGCGUGGGCGUGGAGACACUGAACCGGUCCGUGGAUGAGGCGGACCCCGGCCGCGUCGUGUACCCGCACGGGGUUGUGACCGAGUCCAAGGACCCGGAGACGCACGUGGACGGCGCUGCCGUCAAGCGGUUCGAGACGUCCGGCAACGUGAGCGACUCCACGUUUGGGCUGUACCUGCGCAUGCCCACGGCAAAGGGCGCCAUGGAGCACCAGAACCGCAGCCGCAGCGACAUGUGGGAGGACGCGCCCCUCUUUAACAAGUUCCCCAAGUUCAAGGCGUUCAUUGAGGAGCAAGUCAUCGGCAAGGUGCUCAAGGAGAUGGGCCGCAUCUGGGUUAUCAUCGACCGCUCUGGUAAGGACGGCAUCAGGCACCGCGAUCACACCAUCCCGGACGUACUGAACGAGUUCCUCUGGCUGCGCGCCGGCACCGCAAAGACCAUCCAGGUCUUCUCCGAGGACUCCUCGGCCCAGCCGCAGCGCUGCACGGGCCAUGCAGGCUGGUUUGACCCGCGCUACGAGCACCAGGCGGUCUGCCUCGACCCAGACACGCCCGCCAUCUCCAUCCGCAUCGACGGCCCAUUCACCGACGAGGCUCGCAAGGCUGUCAGCGACUACCAGCCCUGGGCACCGGCAGCAUCGGUCGGCAACUAGUCAUAGUCACACCCUUUGUUUGUUUGUUUGUCCCUUGUUAUCCUCGCCAUAUUAGCUCCAGCGCCAUCACCGCCAUCGCCGCCACAUCACCCCUGCAACAAUUUGUCACUCCCUGCUAGCAUCGCCAACGACCUUCUUGCCCCCCCCCUCCCUCCUCCUCCUCCUUUCUCCUCUAAUCAAUCGAUUCGACCCCUGCGUGCUGCCAUGUACGCGCGCGUUGUGUACAUGUGUAGAAACCGUAGUAGUAGCAGUGCGCAUUUGUGUUGGUGUUUGGGUUGUUAAUCACUGUCCACGAUCAUCUGCCUCUUUUCGUUCUGUUUUUGCGUAUUUGCGUGUUGUUCUUUGCUUUGUUGCUUCGUUGUGACACAAGCGCGGUGUUUCACCUGGCGUCCCUUGCUUGCUGCCUUGCUUCCCUCGCUUUCUCCUUCCAUGAUAGCUGAACCCGUUCAAUACAACGAUACUCCUCAAAAC
This is a messenger RNA of Salpingoeca rosetta, 1393 nucleotides long. RefSeq lists its product as uncharacterized. The record is from RefSeq and is a predicted model, not a curated record. The coding region runs from base 206 to 922 and encodes 238 amino acids. The transcript has a single exon. NCBI's taxonomy places the organism in Eukaryota, Choanoflagellata, Craspedida, Salpingoecidae.